Messenger RNA from Pieris brassicae (large cabbage white), 571 nucleotides. It is a transcript of the gene LSm1, whose product is annotated as U6 snRNA-associated Sm-like protein LSm1. NCBI's taxonomy places the organism in Eukaryota, Metazoa, Arthropoda, Insecta, Lepidoptera, Pieridae. The coding region runs from base 92 to 511 and encodes 139 amino acids. The transcript has 3 exons. Gene Ontology annotation, molecular function: RNA cap binding. The record is from RefSeq and is a predicted model, not a curated record. Gene Ontology annotation, cellular component: P-body; Lsm1-7-Pat1 complex. Gene Ontology annotation, biological process: deadenylation-dependent decapping of nuclear-transcribed mRNA.
AUAUUAUUUUUCUACGGAGUUUAAAACAUCAAAGGAUACAUUUUUUUUAAUUUGAAUUAAUAUUAGUAUUUAGUUGAAGUCGAGUAUUAAAAUGGCUACUAAUAAUUUAAAUCCUCUAGAGGGUACUGCUCAUCUGCUUGAUGAACUGGACAAAAAACUCAUGGUUUUGCUGCGAGAUGGGAGGACAUUAAUUGGCUAUUUGCGAUGUGUAGACCAAUUUGCCAAUUUAGUACUUCACAAAACUAUUGAGAGAAUUCAUGUUGGAAAGGAAUAUGGAGAUAUACCCAGAGGAAUUUUCAUAGUGAGAGGUGAAAAUGUAGUUUUAUUGGGAGAAAUAGACAAGGAUAAAGAGGACAAUCUACCAUUAACGGAGGUGUCUGUUGAUGAUAUAUUAGAUGCCCAAAGACGGGAACAAGAUGCCAAAAUUGAGCAACAAAAAAUUCUAUCAAAGGCCUUAAAGGAACGAGGACUUAAUUUAUUAGCAGACUUAGGACACGAUGACAUGUUCUAAAAAUAAUAUACUUCUUUUAUCUUGUUAUUGAUUACUGUUUAAGCAAAAACUUUUCUAUUA